CCGUCCAGGCAAGCCCCUGAAAGCCCGAUAGCCCCAGUGCGGACAUACGUUUACGAACAGAAAGGAGUAUGCACGGAGAACCGAGCACCCGGCUAUCUUAUCAGUCGUUCCUCUGCUUCAACGAUGCUGUAACAUAAAUACGCUGGACGGUGGGGGGCCAACGAACUCUCACGUCCUUCGUUCUGCAUCUGUUCACCAUGGCCGACUACGAGACCGUCGUAAAGAACGAGCGCGCCCGUCUUGACGCGUCCAUCCCCGCCAAUCUCCGUCUCCCGUCCGAGCUCCUCGCGAACCUGCCAAAGGACGUGUCAGGGAUUCCAGAGACAUGCGGGCUACUCACUGAGGAACAGAUCCGGAUCACGCGCUUGGAUGGCACCGGUCUCGCACAAGAGAUCGCCUCGGGAAAGAUCACCGCAGUAGACGCGGUGACCGCCGUUGCAAGUCGUGCGGCGAUCGCGCAGCAAUUGACGCACUCGUUGACCGAGUUCUUCCUCGAGGAAGCGCUCGAGCGCGCCCGUCAGCUCGAUGAGAUUCUCAAGACGACAGGGAAGACUCUUGGGCCCCUGCACGGUGUCCCGCUUUCAAUUAAGAAUCAAAUCGACGUUAAGGGUCAUGACACGCCCUCGUCGUUCUCCUCAUGGGUCGGCAAGAUGGUGGCGAAAGAAGAUGCGACGCUCGUCGCAAUCCUCCGCUCGGCAGGCGCCGUGUUCUACUGCACGACGAACAUGCCGCAGACGAUCAUGCACCUCGAGACGCACUCGUACAUGGCGCGCACGCUGAACCCGUACAACACCGACCUCGCCCCAGGAGGGUCCUCCGGAGGCGAGAGCUCCUUGGUGGCGAUGAAGGGCUCGAGCUUCGGCGUAGGCACUGACAUCGGUGGUUCCGUCCGUUCGCCUGCUGCGGCGUGCGGCCUCUAUUCGCUACGUCCAACCGCAUAUCGCAUACCCUAUGGAGGCAUCUACGCUUCCUGCAAGGGUGCGGAAGGCGUCAUCUCCGUCGCGGGUCCCCUCACGCGCUCCGUACGUGACGUGAAGCUGUUCAUGAACACUAUUCUCUCUGCACAGCCGUGGCUGGAGGACCCGCUUAUCGUGCAGCUGCCCUGGCGGCCGGCGGAUGAAGCGAAGAAGCUGCGCAUGGGAUACAUGGUGCACGACGGGAAUGUGCACCUGCAGCCACCGCUCCGGCUGGCCCUCGAGAAGGUCGUCAGCGUCCUGAAGCAGCGCGGGGCGGAGAUCGGCAUCGAGACGGUGGAAUAUAAACCGUGGCAGCAUAAGGAGGGCCUCGACAUCGUGCGCAGCCUGUAUUUUGCGGACGGUGCGAAGGACGUAACAGGCAUCCUCGCCGCGAAUGGCGAGCCGCUCAGGCCACUGACUGAAUGGGUGCUAUCUAACCCGCUGGUGCGCGAACACACGGUGAACGAGCUCUGGGAGCUGUGUGCGAGGCGCGACGCAUACCGCACGGCUUACGCGAGGCACUGGAACAGCUUCGACAUUGACGUGCUUCUCUGUCCUGUGGGCCCUGGUCCCGCGCCGCGCCACGACACGGCCAAGUACUGGGGCUAUACCGCGCAGUGGAACCUACUCGACUACCCUGCGGCGGUGUUCCCGACUGGCAUGCGGGCCACAGGUACAGAACCCAUCGAUGAAGACUUUGAGGCGUUUGGCGAGGAUGACCAGAUUAACCACGAUGCCUACAAGCCCGAGUACUUCGAAAACGCACCGCUGUCACUGCAGAUGGUGUCCAAGCGGUGGAAUGAUGAGCUCGUGAUGGAUGCAGUCUCGCGCGUUGACCGGAUCUUACACGGAGCUCAGUGAAGCUCGUUGCAAGACAUUAUACAUAAAGGGGACCCCAGUUGGCUCGAGGUGAGCACAGCUCGCAGUCUAGCGAACGGAGUACGCCUCGGAGCCGGCAGGGUGGACGGGUCGUAUUGAAGACAACUCUAAGAUUGUAUCACCAAUGUACCUACGACAACGAGAAGCGACUAUAUUACUUAUACAUGUAGUUCAGGGCCUU
Molecule: messenger RNA, 2016 nt
Organism: Fomitopsis serialis
Lineage: Eukaryota; Fungi; Basidiomycota; Agaricomycetes; Polyporales; Fomitopsidaceae
Product: amidase signature domain-containing protein
Exons: 5
Coding region: 198-1817 (539 amino acids)
Source: RefSeq, a predicted model, not a curated record